AGGGUACCAAAGAUAUAAUUUUGAUAACAAACAAAGGGAUUCUUUAAAAUAUUUAUUUUUAUAAAAAAAAGAAUCUAGCUAAUACAGGGAUGAUAUGGUUCUCAAGGGAACAGGUAAAACUACAAAGGAGACGCCAAGAGCGUCUCCCACGGCGAAUAUUUCGGUCAUCGGAUCGUUAAAGAGGUUCCCAGAUAGGGAAUAUGCUAGAGAUCUUUUACAUGAAGUAGCUAAACUUGCAGCGCCAUUAAUUCAUGAAAGAGGGUUUAAAGUUGGAACAUUAUGCGAAAUGUUACCGAAAAAUGCGAACUUGUUGGGGUUAAAUGUAAAUAGAGGACAGAAGAUCUUGCUUCGGCUCCGAUAUCAUUCCAAUACCAAACUGUUUCUCCCCAUGGGAGAUAUAAUGGGCACCUUCUUGCAUGAAUUAACCCAUAAUGUGUAUGGACCGCAUGAUCAAAAGUUUUAUAAAUUAUUGGAUGAAUUAAAGGAACAAUACGAAACUCUUCAAUAUGGUGGUAAAAGUAAGACUGGUUAUAUUUGUGAAGAAGAGAAAUUAGGUGGAGGAUAUAGGUUUGGAGGAGGGUUUGUUUCUGAGCGAGAUCAACGGAUAAAGGCGUUGAGCAAAUCGAAAUAUGUAGGAGGAUCACAGAAAUUGGGGGGAAGUGGGGGUAUAUCUAAAGGUAGUAAGAGUGGAUUAUCCUUGCGACAACUUGCACUUGAAGCUGCUGAACGUAGAGCAAAGGAUUCCAAAUGGUGUACAGGAGGAGAGGUUGGAGAUAUAUCUAAGGACGAUGAAUUAAGUGUUAUAAAUGUUGACGAUGGAUACCAAGAGGUCAUUGAUCUUACUGCAGACGAAUAUGACGAACCUACACCAAGAAAAGAGGUUAUAGUGGUUGAUGCAUGCGAAGAAAAGGAAGAUAAUUCUAUAAAAGUGGUUCGAAAGGAUCCAAAAUCUAUAUUACGACAGCUGGAUCUGGUUAGUAAUAACCGUGGUUCACGACUGGUUUCUUUUGGUCUACUUCCUUCAUUAGAUGAUGACGAAUUUGAUGGGUCAAAUCAACCGGAGGACAAACAAGAAGACGAAGCAACAGUACAUUAUGUUUCAUCGUCUUCACCAAGAACAUUCAUUCAAGAUGGAGAGAAAUAUCCAAGAAGGAAGCUUGUAGCAGAUUUAAAUUUCAAUCAAAUCAUGAGAUACGAUGUAGUUGAACUACUGGAUACAUCUAUGGAACAAGAAUCGUUUGAAUCAGAGUGUCAACCAAUUAUAGAAGAAGAUUUCAAAGCACCUGGACCAUCUUCAAAACUAGACACACAAAAGAAUCCGGAUCAUUCCAAUUCUCCUAAAAACAUUCCUUCAUCCGAAGAUGUGUCAAUGGUACCAGAAGCCUUGAAACUGACACCACCAUCGCAGAAACCAGCGCGAACUAAACGAUCGUACAAGCAAAGAAAGAAAGAAGGUGCUGCAUCUAGGAAACCACCCAAGAAGAAAAAUAGUAAACCUAAGAAGAAGAGUCCACCAAAGGAAAAGGAGAUCAUAAAGAAGAAUAAGAAGACUGUUAAGUCUAUAGAUUUCCAUGAUCUAUUUUAAAGUGCUCUAUUGUAUACAUUUCUUUUUUUUUUAGACCCUAAUAUUUA
This is a messenger RNA of [Candida] anglica, 1632 nucleotides long. Lineage: Eukaryota; Fungi; Ascomycota; Pichiomycetes; Serinales; Debaryomycetaceae. The record is from the annotation of a GenBank genome assembly.